CUGCCUCCCAAAGACCCGCAUUCCGACGAACCGCACGAAACCCUCCAGCCGUUGUCACCAACUUAGAGGUCGAUCCUUUCAAGUAUGCCAUGAAAUUCAGCGAUGCGCGUCUUGACCACAAUUAAUUCGGGUCCUCUUUGCGACAAGGACGAUGCCGCCAAUAGUAUGCAAGUUCUGGCAGCAAGGCACAUGCAGGAAUGGAAACAACUGCAGAUUUGAACACCCUGGAGCUUCUUCAUCUCGAGAUCUUCCCAGUACCAACCGUUUUGCGCCUCUUCAAAAUUCAGACAACUCAAGGAACAACAAUGGCUACAGAGGUGGAUCCUCAAUGGCUGUAGCGCCUCCCUAUGGCCUCGAUAAACCGUCCAUAGUCUCAGAUCUUUCCGCAGAGAGGCCACAAUGGAUCUUGUCAGCGUAUGGACCUGGGCGAGGAGCGCCGGCACAAUUGUUUGGAGGGCCGCAACGGGAGCAGAGCUUUGAAGAGCUACGGCUGCUACACUACAUGGGAGUUGCGAGUGGAAAUCCUCAACCUGCUGUGCAAGAGGCGGACAAGAUAUACCAAGCUGCGGAGCAACAGGUGCAGACAGCACUUAACGAUGUGGAUGGAGCUAUCAACUACAUAAUCAAAGCUGAGAAUGAGCAUCCAAAUCGGACAGAUAUCUGCAGGGAGAGUCAGGCUGCCAGCGCGGGGUCACAACGAGGCGUUUUCCAACGCACGCAGGAAUAUCCUAUCAGUACAUCAAGUCAGCCAGCUGCAGCGCCGGCCUUUGGAGCACGAUCUCAGGCAGGCGCUUUUGGCCAAGCGCCAGGAGGGGCAUUUGGUCAGCCUCCAGCUUUAGGACAAAAGCCGAGCCCAUUUGGAGCACCCUCUGGACCAUUUGGGCAGCCUUCUGGAGGGGGUUUUGGUCAGGCUUCAGCUUUGGGGCAGAAGCCGAAUCCGUUUGGGGCGCCAACAGCAUUUGGAGCUCCAACAGGGCUUGGAGGAGGCGGAGCAUUUGGCCAGCCUUCAGCAUUGGGACAGAAACCGAAUCCGUUUGGAGCACCGUCAGGAGCGUUUGGGCAGCCUUCAGGAGGAGCUUUCGGACAACCUUCAGCUUUAGGACAAAAGCCGAAUCCGUUUGGAGGACAACCAGCAGCACCCGUUCCUUUUGGAGGCAACUUACAGCCUCAAGCGAACCCGUUUGGAGCACCAUCUACUCAAAAUCCAAAUCCACUUGGGCCUCAGAACCCAUCUACUCAGCCAAACCCGUUUGGAAAUACACCCGGUCCAUUUGGAGCUCCAUCUCCAGCACCGAAGAAUCCCUUCGGAGGACCUGCAACAACACAGCCAAGCCCCUGGGGAGCAGCACCGGCAGCUUCAAGUCCCUUCGGCAAUCCACAAUUGACUGUACAACCAGCGCCGAACCCCUUUGGCAACCCACAGCUAGUUUCUCAACCAGCCGCGAAUCCAUUCGGCAACCCGACUCCAAGUGCACCUACACAACCGAACGCUAACCCGUUCGGCGGUCCUCCCCCAGCUCAACAUCAAUCACAACCCUUCACCAAUGGCUCCACAUCCCUCACCGACCACCCAUCGCUCUCGCAAUACAGCACCCGCGACGGCAACGGGCGUCUCCUCACCUGGAAAGACAAACGCGUAAUCUACAAGGACGGCGAGCCAGGGACUCAAAGUUCCGCCGGAACGUGGCAGAAGAUCUGGUUUCCGAACGGACCGCCGCCGCCUAAUAAAUGGGCUGAAGCAGAGCCAGAGCAGUACACGGAUGAGGUGAAGAAUGCUUAUGAGUACGCGAGGAGUAAUGGUGGGUUUGAAGGGGGUAUGAUCCCGUUGGUCCCGCCGAAGCAGGAGUGGUGUCAGUGGGAUUUCUAAUUUAGCAUGGAGGAGUUGGGGAGUGAGAGGAGAAAUGCAUUUACUGGCGUUGUCGGAAUCUAUGAUUGAGACGUGGAAUAGACGUAGUGAAAAUUAUACGGUUGAAGUCCCUUCUUCACUCGCAAGCCAUCUCAUUCUUUAUGACGUGUGUUUAUGAAUUGAAAUGAAUUGGCAUGAUUUUCAAAGGCUACAUUGUACCUUGGCAAUCUGGCAUAUUAAUCGUCUGACUCAUUGCUCAAGAACUAGAACCAUAAAACUUCUCCUUCAAACUCUCCACAACGUUGAUAUCCUUCUCCUUAAAUGUCAGCCCUCCACCCCAACUAAUCUCGCUAUUCUUGCCCCCCUGCGAUACUUUACCCUCCUUGACACCGGUCUC
Hyaloscypha bicolor E is the source of this 2243-nucleotide messenger RNA. RefSeq lists its product as uncharacterized. Gene Ontology annotation, molecular function: metal ion binding. The transcript has 3 exons. The record is from RefSeq and is a predicted model, not a curated record. Lineage: Eukaryota; Fungi; Ascomycota; Leotiomycetes; Helotiales; Hyaloscyphaceae. The coding region runs from base 152 to 1867 and encodes 571 amino acids.